Molecule: messenger RNA, 1665 nt
Organism: Penicillium longicatenatum
Lineage: Eukaryota; Fungi; Ascomycota; Eurotiomycetes; Eurotiales; Aspergillaceae
Product: putative MFS quinate transporter
Exons: 5
Coding region: 1-1665 (554 amino acids)
Biological process (GO): transmembrane transport; carbohydrate transport
Cellular component (GO): membrane
Molecular function (GO): carbohydrate:proton symporter activity
Source: RefSeq, a predicted model, not a curated record
AUGGCUGGAGGUGCCAAGAAACCAGUCAAUAUCUUCCGUUUAAAGAACCUGGGCGAGCCCAGUGAGGUUUUCAACUGGAAACUUUGGUUUGCGGUCAUCUCUUUUGGGUUGAUGGGCGCCGCCCGAGGUGUCGAUGAGGGCCUCAUUUCCGGUGCCUUCAACUCGAAGGAUUUUCAGAAUUACAUCGAUUACAGUUCUUACAGCAAGGUCGAGCAGACCAACAUCAAAGCAAAUGUCUCGGCAAUGGUGCAGAUCGGUUCAGUGGGAGGGGCUCUCUUCGCGUUUCUAGUUUGCGAUCGAAUUGGACGUCUCUGGGCCACGCGUCAACUGUGUGUAUUGUGGAUUGUGGGAAUUGCGAUUUUCAUGGGAAAUAAUGGUAGCCUGGGCGCCGUUUACGCUGGUCGAUUCAUCGCCGGACUCGGCGUGGGACAGACUGUGGUGGUUGCACCAGUCUACCUUGCAGAAAUAGCACCUGCCUCCAUUCGCGGUCUCUGUACCUGUGUCUUUACUGGCUUUGUUUACCUUGGUAUCGUCCUUGCUUAUUUUGCCAACUACGGGUGCCAAGUCAACAUUGGAGACACUACGCACAAGAGAUGGGAAAUUCCCACCAGCCUCCAUGUCAUCUUCGCCGGGUUGAUCUUCCUCCUCUCAUUUCUGCAAUUCGAGUCUCCCAGAUAUCUUGUCAAGCAAGGACAGACAGAAAAAGCAAUUACAAACCUGGCCCGGAUUCGCAACCUACCCCCCGACCACGACUACGUUGUUCGUGAAUUUGCCGCCAUCGAAGCUGCCCAUCAGGCAGAGCUGGAAGCCACCAUGGGCUCCGGUCCUAUUGGCAUCAUCAAGGAAACCUUCCUGGUUCCCUCGAAUCUGUACCGCGUUUAUCUCACCUUCAUGGCCCAGAUCCUAUCCCAAUGGUCCGGUGCCGGAUCAAUCACCGUCUAUGCGACGGAUCUGUUCAAAUUGCUGGGCAUCUCCGGCAACAACGAGAAUCUGUUGGUCACCGCCAUUUUCGGUAUCAUCAAGCUCAUUGCGGCUGUGAUCUGCGCUCUGUUCCUGGUCGACGUAAUCGGACGUAAAAGAGCGUUGCUUCUCGGAAUUACUUUCCAAGCCAUCUCCAUGAUCUACGUGGCUGGAUUCCUCACUGCUGUACCGGAGAUGGGAAUUUCGAGUGACUUCGUACUCCCCGAAAGCCAAAAAGGCGCCAGCAAGGGAGCCAUUGCCAUGAUCUAUAUAUCCGGAGCCGGAUGGGCGCUGGGCUGGAACUCAAUGCAAUAUGUCCUGACUGCUGAAUUGUUCCCCUUGCGCAUUCGGGCUCUGGCUACAUCCAUGGCUAUGACCCUGCACUUUGCCAACCAAUACGGCAACUCGCGUGCGGUACCCAACAUGCUUUUGUCCGUUGCCAAUGGAGGAAUUACCCCCAAAGGUACAUUCUGGUUCUUUAGUGCCGUGACCGUUCUUGGUGGCUUCUGGGUGUGGUUCUCUGUGCCGGAAACUGCUGGUCGCUCUCUCGAGAGCAUGGAUCGACUCUUCGCUCUGCCGUGGUACCAGAUUGGUCGACAUGGUAAUCAGGAUGCUGAAGAGCGGGAUGUGGCGAUGGAUACCAAGAUGGAGAUGGUUGGAACCAGCCAACACGUUGAGAGACAAGAGGCGCCGGAUCGAGUCUAA